This is a messenger RNA of Neoarius graeffei (lesser salmon catfish), 1979 nucleotides long. It is a transcript of the gene slc25a6, whose product is annotated as solute carrier family 25 member 6. NCBI's taxonomy places the organism in Eukaryota, Metazoa, Chordata, Actinopteri, Siluriformes, Ariidae. The transcript is spliced from 4 exons. The record is from RefSeq and is a predicted model, not a curated record. Gene Ontology annotation, molecular function: ATP:ADP antiporter activity. Bases 71 to 967 code for a protein of 298 amino acids. Gene Ontology annotation, biological process: mitochondrial ATP transmembrane transport; mitochondrial ADP transmembrane transport. Gene Ontology annotation, cellular component: mitochondrial inner membrane.
AGCUGAGCGUCUCAUCACCAUCCAUUCCACUGUUAAAGCGCGCGUCUAACCAGAAUUAAUAUAAGGUGCCAUGGCUGACGCCGCGAAAUCAUUUGCAAAAGACUUUCUAGCCGGUGGAGUCGCAGCUGCCAUUUCUAAAACAGCCGUCGCGCCAAUCGAGAGAGUAAAACUGCUUCUGCAGGUACAACAUGCCAGCAAACAAAUCAGCGCUGACCAGCAAUACAAAGGAAUUAUCGACUGUGUCGUAAGGAUUCCCAAAGAGCAAGGCUUUGCCUCCUUCUGGCGUGGCAAUCUAGCCAAUGUCAUCCGUUACUUCCCCACACAAGCCCUCAACUUUGCCUUCAAGGACAAAUAUAAGCAGGUCUUCUUAGGUGGUGUUGACAAGCAUACUCAAUUCUGGCGCUAUUUUGCUGGAAACCUGGCAUCUGGAGGUGCAGCAGGAGCCACAUCUCUUUGUUUCGUCUAUCCCCUCGACUUUGCCCGUACCCGUUUGGCAGUUGAUGUGGGAAAAGCCUCAUCUUCCAGAGAAUUCACCGGCUUGGGUAACUGCCUGACUAAGAUCUUCAAGUCUGAUGGAUUGCGAGGCCUGUAUCAAGGCUUUAGCGUCUCUGUGCAGGGCAUCAUCAUCUACAGGGCAGCAUACUUUGGGAUCUACGACACAGCCAAAGGCAUGCUUCCUGACCCCAAGAACACCCACAUUGUGGUUAGCUGGAUGAUUGCACAGAGUGUCACAGCAGUAGCUGGUGUGGUUUCUUACCCAUUCGACACCGUCAGACGUCGCAUGAUGAUGCAGUCUGGACGCAAAGGAGCCGACAUUAUGUACACUGGGACACUCGACUGCUGGAGGAAGAUUGCACGCGAUGAGGGCGCCAAAGCAUUCUUCAAAGGAGCUUGGUCGAAUGUUCUCAGAGGCAUGGGAGGUGCUUUUGUGCUUGUGCUAUAUGAUGAAUUCAAGAAAUUUGUUUAAUCACGCCAAGCCAGUAGUAAGAAUUAAAAAGAAAAAUCAUAUAAUAGAUCUAAUUGCUAAAGUAUAUCAUGCUUUCCCCAAACAUUGUUCUCUUUGCAGUGUGUAGCUAGUUAUCUAUGUAAAAGUCCAAUAUAAAUCCUGUAUAUUAUUUAAUCUGUGUAGCAUUUAUUUAAACACAAUGUGAAUUAGUUUCUAUUGGCAUAUAAUACUGCACAAACCUAAAUAGUAGUUUAUUUUUGUUGCUUAUCUUUAAUAAAAUUGGGUUAUUAUGGAAUGUUAUUGUUUUGUUGUGUAUGAACACUUGGCACAAAAUGACUAAAAAUAAGACUAGAUCGUGUAAUAGGUUUUGAAAGUAUUAACCAAUGUCCCAGGCUCGAAUGUAAUGGCUAGUAUAUAGCAACGGUUUAUCUUCAUUCCAUAAAAUUGUAGGAAAAUUGAAAAAUGCUACUUAACUCUAAUAACAAGUAUAUAAAACCAGAUAAAGGAUCAAACACAACAGAUUAAAAUUUGAGCCAUGAAUUUCCUUUUCAUUUCUGUCCAAACUUGGAUAAGCAUAGGCUUGGCUGGUUCAGAGAUGGAUUCAACAUGAUGCUUUAAUUCCCCUCUUUGCGAAUUGGAAAAUGAUCAGCACAGUAAAUGGCGCCAACACUGUUACUACAGAGCCAGAGAAAUGGCCUUCACAUUCAGAGCCUGGGUGACAUGACGAGUAACCUUUUUUGUGGAACACUGCUAAAAGUAUUUUCCUUCUCAAGCAAUGAAGGAAGUUAUAUUUUCAUGGUGAUUUUCUUGUCAGUAUGUCAAGUUAUGCCAGACUGAUCUCGAUUAAUAAGAUCUCAUUAUAAGGAAUGUAAACGUCCAGGUGAAAAGGACAACCGUUUGUGUCCACAUGGGACAGUGUAAAGAGACAUCGCCCAUCGUGUGAAAUAUGUUGUAGACAGACAUUGAGAGAAAACACAUUCGCAGAGAUGUUAUUCUUGACUAAACAGCCGGAAUGCUUGUAAACACAAUAAAA